AUGUCAACUGAAAUAGAAAAGAAAUUCUGUUCAAAACAUAACUUAGAAAUUUAAACAAUAGAUCUAAAAUAAUCAACUGCUGAAGAGAAUAAAUAUCUUUGCAUCAAAUGCCUAAUUGAGAAGAUAGAUAUUUAAAAUAUUGCUUUAGUUGAAGAGACAUAAAUAAUGAUAAAACAAAUGAAGAGUGAAUAGUUGAAUCAUAAAAUCAAAGAGAAUCAAAAGAGAAUAGAGAAUUUUACAUAAAUUCAAUCAUAAUUAAAAGAAUUGAAAUUAUCAAUCAAUAACAUAAUUGAUAAAGUCUAAAGUAACAUAGAUUAAAAAUUGAAUUUAAUUGAGAAGGAAUUAGAAGAAUCAGAAUCAAAAACUCUAAUUUCUUCAUUCGAAGAUGAUGUAAAAAUCUUAUCAAAGAAUUACAAAGGAUCAUUUAGUUUUGAAGUUCCUAAGGAAUCAUAGAAGUAUAUUAAUGACAAUUCCUAUAUUGAUUCAAUUUAAUAAUAGUUGGAAUCUAUAAAUAAAAGUCCAAUGUUUAUAUAAAUUAAUGAAACAUUGCAAAUGUGUAAAUUUGAAGACUAAAUUUAAGAAUUAAAGUAAGUUUAAUUACUUACGAAAAAAGAAGAUGAUCCAUAAGUAUUAAUAUUUUAUAAAUUAAAUAGAAAACACCAAGUUUAAAGAUUCAAUGCAAUAAACAUGGAAAAGAAAUUAUAAUGUUGAAUUUGAAUCCAGAAUCUACUAAAUUUUCAAGAUUAGCUUGCGUAGAGUGUAUCAAAUCAAAUGAUCCUAUUAAAUAUACAACCUUAAGUGAUGCAAAUUUUAGAUGGAAUGAAUAUUUGGGAUAAACAAGUGAUUAAAUUAAUAAAUUUUUGAAUUAAAGAUCUUUAAGAACCUAAUCAAUUAUAGAGAUUCUUGAAGAUAUUAAGAAAAAGUAUAAUACUACAAUUUCAGAAAUUAUUAAUAAGAUAAACAAUCAAUCAUAAAUUUUCUAAUAUAAUUAAACGAAUGAAUUUAAUGAAAAUAUUAUUUAUGAGAUGAAGCCAGAGUAAGUUAAUGAAUUAACUGAAAUAUUAAGCUAGAAUGAUAUGUUCCAAGCUUUGACUGAAAGAUAAUAAAAUAUUUAAAAGGAAGACAUAAAUUAACAACAAAGCAUAACUACAAAUUUAGAGAUAUUGUUAUUAAGUGAUUUAAAAUAAACUGAAAAGAUUAAUUAGAUAUUCUUUGAAUAUAAUCUCAAUAUAUAAGAAAAUAUGGAAACGAAAAAGGAUUAAUUAAAAGAGGAAAGUAACCUUUAAUAUAAAAAAUCAAUUAUAUAAUUUAAUUUAUAACUACAAAAUUUUAAAAUAUAUUAAGAUAUCUUACACGAAGCAUUAAAUUAAUAUGAAUUAAUAAUAAAUAAUAUAUCAUAGGAAUUCAAAGAGGUGUAAUAAUAGAAAGUAUAAAUACAUUAAUAAUAUUAGUUUAAUGAAUAUUUACCAAACUUUGAUAAAGAUUUAUCUCUAAUCAAAAAAAUAACAAAGUUUGAUUAAUUCGAGAUUUAGCUCAAUCAAUAAAAGGAAAAACUAUAAAAUGAACUUCAUGAAUGCCAAACAAUUAAUUUGGCUAAUCAGUAAAUAAUAAGUGAUUUUAAGAAACAUGAUGCUGAGUUACUUUAAUUGGUUACAGAUUUGAGGAAUCAAAAUAAUUAAUUAUCUAGAGAAAAGGAGUAAUAAAGUAAAUAUUAAAUUAUAUAUGAUUUUUCAUAGAAGUUGAAUAUGAAGUUAAGCUAAAGCAUAAGCAAGAAGAGUUGGAAAAAAUUAUGUAAUCUAAUUGUAGAAAUGAGGAAAUGGUUAAAUAGUUAAAAAUAGAUAAAGUAUAAUUUAAGAUUUUUUUUGAAGUAGGUGUGGUAAUUCUCAUAAUCACUGACUUUCUCAACAUCCUAUAAGCAUAGUAAUUGUUUAGUAACUUAAAAUGGAAAAAUGGUUGAGAAUAGUUCUGGUCAUUACAAUUGUUGCAUGUGUGAUUAAAUGAUCCCUAAGAAUGGAGUCAUCUAAUUUGCUAUCAAAAUUAUUGAAAUAUGUGAUUUAUUGAUUGGAAUUGGUUUUAGGGAUAUUGUAUAGAGUAAAAUUUAUCAAAAUAGCUGCUAUGUUGGAGGAGGGUAUGUAUUAUGAUAUUAAUAAUUCAAAAAUAGAACAUAUAAUAUAGAUAAUAUUGGACGAUGUUGGAAUCAUGAUUAAUAAGAUAAAUGUGGUAAAUCGAUAGCAUUUUCAUUCUCAUAGAAUGAUAUAAUAAUUGUCGAAGUAGAUAUCCAAAAGCAGUAUGUAAAAUGGAUAAAUUUCUAAACAAAUCAAACAUUCGUAUGAAUUUAUAUCCUAUUAGUCUCUUACUAUUGAUACAUCCAAAGAUCUAUACCCAUGUGUACAUUUUAAUAGCAGAAACAAACUCGAAAUAUUAAAUUAAGUUUUCAAAUGA
Messenger RNA from Paramecium primaurelia, 2442 nucleotides. The record is from the annotation of a GenBank genome assembly. NCBI's taxonomy places the organism in Eukaryota, Ciliophora, Oligohymenophorea, Peniculida, Parameciidae.